Molecule: messenger RNA, 1006 nt
Organism: Aphanomyces invadans
Lineage: Eukaryota; Oomycota; Saprolegniomycetes; Saprolegniales; Verrucalvaceae
Exons: 3
Coding region: 515-964 (149 amino acids)
Source: RefSeq, a predicted model, not a curated record
CCCGUCCGCAGGAUUUAAGCGCGAUGACCGACUGACCGAGGUCCAACUGGCGCCGCGACGACGUCCAAGUGCGGAUCGACGCCGUCAUGAAGUCGGAGGCUGUAGAAAGGAAGGCGUGGAAGCGAAGGAACCUGCUUAAGUACAUGCAAACGCAUCGGGAUCGCGACAAACACGAUUUCGAUUUCUUGCGGGCUCAAGUCCGACAGUUAACACCUUGGACGACUUCGUGACGCAGGCUGCAAAGAUAGCGGGAUGCCAUUGCUUCCGUGGAAAGAAGUGUCCGCGGCUUUACUGGAGUGCCGGCUCGACUCGACCUCUGACAACGCCGAACUCAAGCGCUUGACGAUCCUGGCCAGAUCGAUGGCGCACAAUUUGCAUCAAUAGAUUUCAGCGAUGCACCUCAUCACAAUAUGCCCCACCGUCGCUUCCCUUGCCACGCAGGCCUUAGAGAAAUGUUUGCCUUCCAUCGACCUCGCCUGCUCGCGACACUGCUAAAGAAUGGAUUGUUCAGCGCAUGCUUCACAACGUUGACACCAUAUUCCACGAGUAUGGUCUGCCUUGUCGUGACAGCACCGUCUCGAUGGAAUAUCUGGACAUCGCGUUGGAGGAAACCUGCUGGAACUUGGAGAACCGUCUUCAUCAGGCCAUCACAUCGCCAAACCACGCCGAAAUCGCAAAGCCCUCAGAGUUCCAUCGCCAUUCGGCCUGCGAUCGACUUGGCGUCGAUGCUGUGCCCCCCGUUCCGUCUGACGUAAUUCGUGCUGUCACGUCGCAAAAUCUAACUUUGCUUGUUGACACGUGUAGAAUCGUCGGCGACAACGGCGCUGCACCAAAUGCACACGUCGCAAGGAGAAUGUGUCUAUGUGGUGAAUUCAUUGAACCAGACUGUGCCAUAUUCGUAAUCCAGCAAAUCCGCGACGACGGCGCGCGUCCGACCACUGCCACUGACAGAAUGCGCGAUUGAAUGGCUUGGCAGGAAUUCGAUCGCCAGCCCACAGGCCAGUGG